AUGGUCGGCGACGAGGGCACGCGCCGCCCCGCGUCGUCGCUCGAGCGCUUCAGGCAGAAGCGCGCGUCCUCGUCAUCGGGCGGCGGCGGCGGCGGCGGCGCGUCGCACGGCGGCACCUCACCGGCCGGCGGGAUCUCGAACGAGAACGAGUCCCCUCGCCAGCCCCGCGCCACCCCCUCAUCUCGGCCGAGCACGGGGGACAAGCUCGCGGCGCUCAAGGCGCGACGUUCCGCCGCCAGGCCCGCGUCCGGUCGACGCGUCGCCGAAGAUGCGACGACCGCGCCGGGAAUCGAACCCGGGACGACGGAACGAACCGGACGCCCCUCGGUCGCCGUGCCCCAUACCGAGUCUCGCAUCUACCUGAACCUCGACGACGCAUCCCCGAAGAACGCGCUCGCGAUGUCGAACGAGUGGCGAGAGUUCGACCCGCGCGGCAGCUUUGGACGCCCGCCAACCGCCGCGUCGAACCCGGGACGACAACGCGCGGCGGACGACGACGACGACACACUUGACGACGACACCGGCGGACCGGACCCGGCAUCAGUCGCCGGAAGAAAAGAACCGCCCAAAAACGACGACGAAGCCGGACGAACCCCGGCGGCCUCCCUCCUCAAAAACGCCACCCGCCAACCGCGCACGCACGCGCACCCGACCACCCCAACGUCGACGGUCCUCCAAACCCCGCCGCCGCCGCCGCCCGCGCCGGGAAUCGAACCGAGGACGACGGAAUCGGCCCGAGCCCGACGCACCGCUGGCGCGGCGCGGUCGCCGGGUGACUCGCCGCCUGUGAGCGUUUCCCACUAUUCGGAACCCGCCGUCGUCGCGUUGCACGCCGGGGACGAGCCGGACUUGCGACUCGCCGAUGCCUGCCUCGCCAUCGAAGAGUCCACCGACGGCGGCGGCGUCCGGGUGACGCUCAACAGGCCGAGGACGACGCUCAAGAAGGCGUACGAGCUGUCGACUGUCGUUUCAAAUUCGAACGAGUGUUUUCACAAAACCGGGUUCGCGGACGCGACGCGCGCCGCGGUGCUCGACGGCGUGUCGUGCGCGCUGAUCACCACGGGCAUCCACGGCUCGGGGAAAUCGGCGCUCGUUCGGGGGGGUGCCGAGGGGGGUGCCGACCGUCUCGGGGUGUGCGGCGAAUUGGCUUCGGCGGUUUUCGACGCCGUCGACGAAGUCAAAGCUACGCACCCCGGAGACGUUAUAACCGUUACAAUAACGGCCGUCGCGGACGUCAUCACCGCGCCGGUGGCGCCCGGGGUACCAGUGGCGAGGAGAAAGACGCACGAGGUGCUCGUGGACGCGCUCGCGGCUGGAAUCGAACUCAACACGAGCGCCCAUCGUCCACACACCGCCGCCGACGAAAAUCCGCAAAGAAUUAACAUCACGGAGGAGGAGGACGACGACUCCGUGCGCGGCGGGAGGGGCGGGGGCGCGGGCGCCGUCUCGGCCAUCUUCCACGGCGUUUCGUCCUCCGUCGGCGUCAACGUUCGCGAGCACCCCACCCGAGGCUUCUACGCCGAAGGGUGCGUCGAGUUACUCGCGGAGGACAAAGAGGAUUGCGCUCGUCUCUGUUCGCUCGCUCUGGACGGUUUUCGCG
Molecule: messenger RNA, 1600 nt
Organism: Micromonas commoda
Lineage: Eukaryota; Viridiplantae; Chlorophyta; Mamiellophyceae; Mamiellales; Mamiellaceae
Exons: 1
Source: RefSeq, a predicted model, not a curated record